UGUUAUCCUUCCUAGUGCCAGACGAGAUCUUCCUUGAGUCUGUGUAGUGGAGACCUUGGUGCCAGUACAGUAAAGAGCUUCCCAAGUGCCAGUAUUGUGAAGAGAGCCCAGUGACAGUAUUUUGGAGAGCUUCAUAGUGCCAGCACGGAAGCAAAAGCAAACCAUGAGUUGCUGAACAGCGCACCGUGCCGCAGCAGACCACGAGGAACAGUGAAUUCUCCGUGUAUCUUGGCGUAGCGUGGCGGUGCAGGAACUGACUGACUCUUCUUAGUAUAUUGACCUGAAAAUAAAUGAAUAAAAAGUAAAGUAGUGGAAUAUGAGAGGCAAAAAGAAAGAAGAAAAACCGCAUCAGUCUUCUCACAUUAUUACGAAACCGCGAUGACGGAAGAGCUCGGCGUGUGGCGGCGCGGAGAGCAGCUCAAGCCACUGGCUGCCUGAGGGAUUCCAUUGUGGGUGCAAAUCAUCUCUGGCGACAGAGGAGAAUCAGAUUGCUAGACUCGCAUCCAAGCUGCAUCCAUCGCAAUCUUCGCCCCGUCAGCUGGAGCACUGUGAAAGGAAAGGUGAAGAAUGUUAAAAACUCUGCUGGAAGUCACGAAAAGGAAAGCUGCUCAUUACGAACAAUCUCAAACAUCAUCUGUGGGGUUACUGCGAAUGUAACUCAUGACAGAUACGCGUGGAUACCAAAACAGUACAAGCGUAAAGGUAAACAACCUUUUCUGAGCAGUUACUCAAGCAAAACGCAAAGACUUCCUGACCUUUGCCAUGGAGUGGCGUCUCACCACCGUGGGGGCAGGCAGACCCUGGCCUCCCUCCCGCACCGAGGGCCUGCGGACUACCCGGGAUUACAAGUUGCCUCACACGGACUCCGGCCAGAACUCCCUCGAGUACUGGGACUACACCGUGGAGCUGGAGAUGCUGAAGGGCCCCGAAGACCUGCAGCUUGCCGCGGAGUUGGGCAAGACGCUGCUGGAGAGGAACCGCGAGCUGGAAGUGAGCCUCAAGCAGCAGCAGGCUGUGGUGGACGACCAGCUGCAGGAGAUCGAGUACCUGAGCAAACAAACAGCUGCUCUUCGGGAGGUGAACGACUCUCGUCUCCGCAUCUACGAGCAGCUGGAAGUGUCUAUCCAAGACUUGGAGAAAAAUAAUCAGCGGCUGGCAGCUGAAGGUGCCUCGGACAAAAGAAAGAUUAAGAGUCUGACAAGCACUGUAGAGUCACUGGAGUUGCGGUGUGAUGAACUCCAGAAGAACCUGGAAGACGCGAGGACCAAAGUGCAACAGCAGAACCAGCAGCAGCGAGGCCGCAACAAGCGAAAGUCCCUCCUCCUGGAAGAGCAGAGCAUCCGGCGCUCACAGUCUUGUGAGAAUAGCCCACAGGUCUCAGAUGAAUGUGCACUGGAAGACCCUGAAGUUCGAAAACGGCUGGAGGGCCUGCAAGAGAAGCUCAAAGCCACACAGCUGCAGUUAGCAUCAGAAACUCGAAGGAAGGAGGAACUGGAGAUACAACUGGCAUGUACAUCUCAGGAGAAUUCAGUCCUCCUUGACCAGCUGGCAGUCCUGCGAGAGAAGGAACUCAAUGUGAGAUCAUUUGAUGAUGAACUUGCCUCAUUAGAUGAUACUUCUUCUGGACGCAUAUGCCGCAAGUGUCUUGGUAAUGUGGAUGAACUGGGGAGUAACCCAACACUGUAUGACCUUAAUGACAGUAUUGAAGACACAGAUGCAUCCAUUGAAAGCAUCCAUGGGGAAUGUGCUCUCAUCCGUCUCAAGAAUGGUGGAUAUGCAUGGGGCAGCCAGGAAUCUUUGGCAUCAAUUGGACAAGUGGUCAAUCGUGUGGGAUCCGGAGGUACUUCUCCUGGUACAGAGGCCAGCGAUGCACCACACAAUUCUCUCCUGUCUGAGCUUGAUACUUCUUAUCGCAUCCUCAUAGAAAAAUAUGAAGCCCUUCUGGAGGCUCGAGAACAGCAGCAGCAGCAGCAACAACAGCAGCAGCAGCCUGAAAUGGGUCAUGAAGGCCUGGUGCAUCCUGGAGUAGAUGACAUGUCAGGACCCAUGAGUCUGAUGAUGACAGACUCAUCAGUGCACAACACAACUCUCACUACAAAAUGUCAGCGAUGCAACACAUGUGCCUGUGAUCUCAAGCCAACUGUUGUAAGUCACUCCAAAGGCAGCAACUUAGAAGAGUUUUCAGAGGUGGAGACUUCCUCUUCUGGUUUCUCAGAUGGAGAAAGUCGUCUCAUCAAUAAGGGUACUCAGACCGGAGAGGAGCUGUUACAGACACAAGCUGAGAUUCUAGAUGACUUGACUCCAACUGUCCAUGCAAAGUGCUUAGACCUCAGCUCUCCAAUUAACCCAUGUGACAAGAGAUUCCAAACCACUCCAGAAUAUAAGAAGCUCUUCCAAGAAAUCUUUACAGUCUUAAAGAAAACGGUAGAUGAACAAGACACACAGACACAACCUUCUAAGCCAUCCAAAACUCCCCAGAAACAAGAUGGUACCAUAGAGAAUUCAGUAACCGAGCUCAUCUCGUCAAAGGAUGACCAUAAUGGUACGAAAUUUACAGGGCAAACUAUGAUUUCACCAUUGGUGGAGGAAAAUGAAACUGGAAAAUCUCCACCAUCUGAAGUUACCCAAAAUAAAUCAUGUGAAGAAAAAGAAAUUGUCACAGUAUCAAAGUCUUCUGAUGUAGGCCCCACUGAAUGUUUAAAUUCUGAUGACAAAAGAGAGAAUCAAACAUCAAGUACACCUGAGAGUUGGCAUCAUAAUACUGACCCCAGACCUCUUCGCCCAGAUUCUCUUGACCUUAGUUCUGGAGGUGGUUCAAGACCAUCAAGUAGACAAAGGCGCAGACGAAAACGUCAGCAAAUUAUGAUUCAGACUGUCCAGGUGCAGCAGCAGCAGCAACAACCACAGCAGCAACAACUGCAGCAACACACAGAUAACAACUGGAAUUCACACCAACCUCAAUACCAAACUCAUUACAAUAGACAAGGAUAUCAGAGGCAUCAAAGGCGAGAUAGAGAUGGCCUCCACCAUCCCAAUUACCAGAACUACAGGCAACCUGAUGACUUCCCAGAUCUACACAAUCAACCAGAUGGAGGACCAGGGGAGAGCGGCAGGACCAGAGUGGUUUAUAACACCUCUCGCAGUGGGGGACGUUGUGACCACCACAGGUCACGAAAGCACCGCAGAUCACAGCAAGAAAAUACAGAGCAGAAGCAUUCAGGUUCAGAUACAGACUCCAAAGGAAAACCAACAACUCAGAAAAUAAACUAUCCAUCUGUUGAAGUAGCCAAGCUAAGAAGAUUAGAAAUGACAUAUGCAGAAGUUCUCAAGAAUUCUAUGAAUAGGUCUUUCUACAACAGAAGGUAUUAAGACAACUCCUUUUGACAAGUUUAAAUAUUUUCAGUCAUUAUCAUUUAAAAAGUUUACUUUAAUGGGAUUUUUUUUUUGGGGGGGGGUUAUUCAAAGCAGAAAUUUCAAAUGAUAAAUAACAUAACAAGGAGAUUUAUAAGAAUUUGUCAUGUACAUAAUAAGCCAUGUAUAUACAGAUACAAGUCACUGCAUUUUUGGCAUGUAUUUAUUUUCUGCCUUUAGUGUGCCAAGUAGGAUUUAGUUGAUGCUUUUAGUUCCUGUAUUGACUUGCACUUUAGUUGAUGUCUGGACUAAAGCAGGACAAUAAUAAUAUGUUUUUUUUCAGAAAAGGCUUCUCAGCUGUCACAUUGCUUCUAUGUAUAUACAAUUCAUUUAUUCUCUCUCUUAACACUCACGGAAAAGAAAGUCCAUUCCAUGAGUGAAAGCAUUGUUUUGCUUGCUUGAGCAUACCUUGUCAUCUUAUCCUUUCUUAUGUAAACAGGUGCCAACAGUGACUUGAUAGACCUCCACAGGACAAGGGUAGUGUGCCCUAGUCUGUGAAAGCGUACACUUGUGACCCUUGUGUUUAUUGUACAGGCAGAUCUUGGAGUCAGGAUGGGGAAAUGAGGCACUAGUUUGUCAGUUCAGCUUAUGUAUAUGUUAUGUGCCCAGAGUUUUUUUGUCACUCUCUUGCCUAUCCAGUUAUAAUUUUCUAAGUACAAUAACCAGGUUUUUUGUAGUGACCAGCACCUGCUAACAGGUUGUAAGCAAAGGGUAGUAAUGAAAUUGUGAUAUUUUUUUUGUAUCUGCAGUUUGUUGCUCUAAUCAGGUGUUUAUGUGUAUGACUCAGUAUUUUGUGAUAAAAUUCUUGUUUAGUCAUGCACAUUGUUUUUUCACUUAAAACCAGUGUAUUAUUUUCUUUUACAGAGAAACUAGUUGCAUUUUGUGUGCCAAAGAACAGGCAGGUUUUCUGAUAACUAUUCUCAGGCUCUGAUUUCAUAGUAAUUCUUAAUUGAAUAAAAAUUAUUCUAGGAUUAAUAAAAGCAAAUAAACACAGAAAGUUAUGUACAAUAAUACUUUCAAACUGUCCAGUUUUUCAAUCUAGUCUGGUCAACCUACAUAUCUACAGUAUUGUUUAGAAUUUAUUAUAUAGCAACUGCUAGCAAGUCUGUGUGUUAUAUCAUGGUAAUGUUUUCACUGACAAGAAGUGCAAUAUUAUUUUAAUAUGGUAACAUUUCAAGGAGACAACUAUGAACUCAAGUAUGGUUUGAUUUGCUGCUUAACAUUUUGUAAAAUGCAGUAUUUACCUGCCAAAAUUGCAUAGUAAAGGACAGCUUGGAUUAAAAAAAAAAAAUCCAUUGACAGUUAACAAAAUAUUGAACAUAAUAAGGAUAGUUUCUGCUCCCAGUUCAUAAUUGUUAUAUGAUCUCAGUAAAUUUGUGAAUAUUCCAGAGAUUGGCUGGUAGUUUUCAGCAUUUGUUUGCAUUGCAAUCUAUUCUCAAAGUCAAGAUUCUUCAGAAGAUUGAAAUCUACCUAAACAAAACUACAUGUGGCCAAAAAAAAAAAUAAUAUAACCAAAUGUUGUCUUUUUUUUAUAAUAAAGUUCAAUUUUACAGAUGCUGAAACAAACAAAAAAAAAAAAAAAGAUUGAGGAACAGUUAAUUUCUCUGUCAGUAUGGCUGUAUAGGUAAGCUGAGCUGAGGUUCCAUGCAAAUAGUAAACCUGCAGUGCAUUUAUCUUUCCACUGUAGUCAUGCAUUAGCUUGCCAUUCAUUACAGAUGCAGGUUGCUUAUACAUACUGUUAACCUGAGUGAAGGGAAAUAUAUGUAUAUGAUAGA
Molecule: messenger RNA, 5186 nt
Organism: Scylla paramamosain (green mud crab)
Lineage: Eukaryota; Metazoa; Arthropoda; Malacostraca; Decapoda; Portunidae
Exons: 9
Coding region: 763-3369 (868 amino acids)
Source: RefSeq, a predicted model, not a curated record